ACCAAUGUACAUCCUCUGGUCUAGCCGGAUUUGUAAGCCCUGCUGCAGGGGGCAGGGCACUGGCCCACUGGCCACACCACCUGCGGGAAGUCCCAGCCAAGUCUCCGAAGUGCAGCAGCGUAAGCAGUUUUGUCACUGGCCCUGUAAAUGCCCUCGCCUGAAGCCCAGGUGCCCUCCUGGAGUGAGCUUGGUCAGGGACGGCUGUGGAUGCUGCAAAGUCUGCGCUAAGCAGCCAGGGGACCACUGCAACGAAGCGGACCUCUGUGACCCCCACAAAGGGCUGUAUUGUGACUAUUCGGCCGACAGACCUAGGUACGAGACUGGAGUGUGCGCAUAUCUUGUAGCUGUUGGAUGUGAGCUCAACAGGGCACAUUACCAUAAUGGCCAAGUGUUUCAGCCCAAUCCUCUGUUUCGCUGCCUCUGUGUGAGUGGGGUAAUUGGAUGCACACCUCUGUUUAUACCAAAGCUGGCUGGCAGUCACUGCUCUGGGGUUAAAGGUGACAAGAAGGCUGACCAAUCAGACUGUAGUCUGGGACCAUUACAACAGCACCUCUCAACAAGCUAUAAAGCUAUGCCAGCUUACAGGAAUCUCCCUCUUAUCCGGAAAAGAAAAUGUCUUGUGCAGGCAACAAAGUGGACACCUUGUUCCAGAACAUGUGGGCUGGGGAUAUCCAACAGGGUAACCAAUGAAAAUAGCAACUGUGAAAUGAGGAAAGAGAGAAGACUAUGUUACAUUCAGCCGUGUGACAGUAACCUAUCUAAGACAGUAAAGAUUCCUAAAGGAAAAACAUGCCAACCUACUUUCCAAAACUCCAAAGCUGAAAAAUUUGUUUUUUCUGGAUGCUCAAGCACUCAGAGUUACAGACCCAUUUUCUGUGGCAUAUGCUUGGAUAAGAGAUGCUGUGUCCCUAAUAAGUCUCGGAUGAUCACCAUUCAAUUUGAUUGUCCAAACGAAGGGUCAUUUAAAUGGAAAAUGCUCUGGAUUAUAUCUUGUGUUUGUCAGAGGAAUUGCCAAGAUCCGGGAGAUGUAUUUUCUGAACUCAAGAUUUUAUAAAAAUUGGCACAUGAGGGGGCAGUUAGGGUAAGUGAAUCAUGUCCUCACACCAAAGAAUGUGGUUAAGGAAGGGGGACACAUCACCUUUAUGGUAGCAAUCAAAUUAGAUUUUCAGAAGGGUAGGAAUGCCUAGCUAUUCUCAGAUCACUCUUGAAAACAGGAGAUGUGAAAAACUAAAAAUGAACUAUUUUCAAUAUAUACCCUUUCAUUACGUAAUAACAAUUUGAAUAUGAAUUCUAUAUAUAUUAGAGAAAUUGUACAAUUUAUAACAUUUGAUUCUGAAAAAAAAAGAAUAUCAAAUUAAAAAACUAUAGUCUCUACUUUGACAAUGUAGUCUAGGUUCCAUCAUAUACAUGAUGAUCACUAUAAAGUCAGCAAGAUUCUAGAUUAAUGCUUGAAGAAAAAUAGGAUUAAAGUGUAAGUACAUUGCCUCAUCUACACAGCAGUUUAUUAACAUUUCUUUCAGGAAGGAGAAAAUGCCAAGUUUUCUGGCUUCUAUUAAAAACUGAGAUAUAGAAGAUUUUAUACUGAACUAUGUAAAAAUAAAAUUAAAUUCCUGAUAAAAACCAGAAACAGUAUCAAUGCUUUGCAAAAGAAAGAAAAAAUGUAAACAGAGCACUAAAUAAUUGUGCCUAAAAAUUACUACACUAAUUGAUAAAUUAACCUGUGAAAUUUAAAAUAAUUACUGGUAAAGACUAAAGCUGUAAGGUGCAGUGAUUGGAAUAAUUUCACUAGAUUAUUAUAAGUCACUUAUUUUCAACUCUGGUUUAGUUCUGUUCUUAUGUAUAAAUGGUGAUAUUUAAAUUAAUGUUAAUAAGGAGCAAUGUUUAAAAUAAUAACAUUUAUUACAGAAUUAAGUGAUUUGAUAAAAAAGCAACUAUAUUUAAAAAUAAUUUAAUAAAAAUACAUAUUAAAAUAAAGAUACAAAUUGUGAUUCUUUGAGUGCAAAUAUGUCAUUACCACUCCCCCUCCCCCAAAAGCCUCAGAAACGAAACCUCCUUCACAGUUAUACCAAAAUCAGGAAAUCUAGACAUAAGAUUAAAGUACAUAUUAUAAAUAAAUACAAUUUUAGAAUAAGGUAUUUUUCUGAAGAAAAAUGUUUUAAGUUAAGGUACUAGGACUUCACUAAUUUCAACUAUCAUCAAGUUGUGGUUCAUUAGAAACCACUCUUUUGGACAACAAACAGAUAUCCUGAUAAUAUGAGAAACGCAAACAGGGUUUUCUGAAUCACAAACAAUGCUGAAAGAGAAAAAGGUAAAGUGACAGAAAUCGUGACAUUCAGAAAGACACACGUCUUCACACAGCUAUGCGUAGUCUAGGUAAUUCUUGCACAGGCAUGCUCUUCGUCGCGUCCAGCUGGUUAUACUCUUGUAUGAGUGCUGACAAAGAUGACACAGCUUCAGAAAAACAGCCCUCCUCCAUUCCCUCAACUUGUAGGUAGUGAUGCAGGUGAGCCUACACAAAAACAACGGGCAACACGACCAUUUUAGACAUUUAAUGCACACAGUAAUCCUGUAAAGUGAGUACAUUUUAACUGGCCAAAAUAAACACACAUAGUUACAAAAGUGUACUAAUAAUUACCUUUUUCUUGUAGAGCCUUGUGAAUCUCUCUUUCAGUUCCACAAAGGUAGUUUUCACACAUGUGUUAUUUGCUAAAGCUAAUAAUGAAUGAGAAUGACCCACAGGAGGUACUGAACACAGGCUGGUCUUCCAGCCUUCUUGAUUCCAGGAAACAAAUUGUAGAGAAGGUUUUAAUCUAGGACAGAAAAGUUGAGGAUGAGAAUUAAGGUAUUAAAAAUGUUUCCCAUAUUAAUUAAACUAGGGCAUUUAUAAUUAUGUUAUUUUAAUUAUUUAGUUUCUAAUACAAAUUAUCUACUUACUUGUGGUAGUUAUUUAAUCAUUUGUAAAUUUGAGAAUUGAGAGUGUAGGGGUGGAGUCUAGCCUGUCAAUCAGAUAAUA
Molecule: messenger RNA, 3013 nt
Organism: Echinops telfairi (small Madagascar hedgehog)
Lineage: Eukaryota; Metazoa; Chordata; Mammalia; Afrosoricida; Tenrecidae
Gene: CCN6
Product: cellular communication network factor 6
Exons: 5
Coding region: 5-1054 (349 amino acids)
Biological process (GO): signal transduction; cell adhesion
Cellular component (GO): extracellular region; extracellular matrix
Molecular function (GO): integrin binding; heparin binding
Source: RefSeq, a predicted model, not a curated record